Messenger RNA from Parnassius mnemosyne (clouded apollo), 3811 nucleotides. The record is from the annotation of a GenBank genome assembly. NCBI's taxonomy places the organism in Eukaryota, Metazoa, Arthropoda, Insecta, Lepidoptera, Papilionidae.
AGUCUGGUUUUGUAUUUCCAUGCGCACGGAUCGCAGGCGCGUCGCUCGUCUAAACAUAACCGUUCCAAAGUCUCUUUCGAAUUUGAAAAAGGAACACUCCCGCUUUUUUCUUUUUUUAAUAAAUCUUGCCGUUGUAUAUUUACCUGCCCAUUGUUUUUUCGAGUCUCUUCAGUGACAUAAACUUUUACGAGAGUUUUAAAAAGUUUAUUUUACUCAAUUUUUGGUUUUCGAUUUUAUAAUUGGUUUUGUGGUUAAAAUGUUAUGUUAUUGUUUUGUGCUUCUUGUUUAAUUUUUUUUUGUUUAUUAAUAUUCUGUUAAUAAAGAUAUGCAAAUAUAAUUUUGAUGUUUCGUUGUGCUUUUGUGGAGUGAACAACUUUUAAAGUGGUUUAAUUGUAAAUAGAAUAUUUAAAGUGUUAUUUUGAUAUAAUUCCGAGCAAUAUGAAGCUUUUUUGGAAAGUUUUCUGUUCUUUUAUUCUGUUUGUCCAAGCUGUCACGGGUAACUGGUGGAACUUGGCGGCGCCAAGAGUACCGAGCCAAGCGGGUAACACGUCACUCGAGACCUUCACGACGCUUCAGAAAGAGAGCUGUCACAGGCUGGAGUAUCUCGUCGAACGGCAAAAGCAGCUGUGUUUGCUGUCUGAUAGAGUGCUCCAGGUAUUACAGACUGGAGCCAGUCAAGCUGUGGAGGAAUGUCAGCAUCAAUUUCGACACAGCCGAUGGAAUUGCAGCACUGUUGCUAAUUCCACCGACAUCUUUGGUGGAGUCCUUAAAUUUAAAUCUCGAGAAUCUGCUUUCGUGCAUGCGUUGUCGUCAGCGGCGUUAGCGCAUGCGGUGGCGCGUGCUUGCAGCCGCGGCGAGCUGAACGAAUGCUCAUGUGAUGCCAGAGUCAGGAAACGGACGCCUAGGCAUUGGCAAUGGGGUGGUUGUUCUGAGGACAUAAGAUAUGGUGAAAUAUUUAGCCGGGACUUUGUGGAUGCUAAAGAAGAUAAGAACACGGACGAGGGACUGAUGAAUCUCCACAACAAUGAAGCUGGACGAAGGGCGGUGCGUAGUCGUAUGCAGCGCGUGUGCAAGUGCCACGGCAUGUCGGGCUCGUGCUCGGUGCGGGUGUGCUGGCGCCGCUUGCCGCAACUCCGUCUGGUCGGCGACGCACUCACCACUAGAUAUGAGGGCGCUUCACAUGUUAAGGUAGUUGACCGUAAACGAGGCAAAAAUAUAAGAAAGCUGCGGCCAAUACAUGCUGACAUGAAAAAACCAAAUAAAACUGAUUUGGUAUAUUUGGAAGAAUCUCCUGAUUACUGUGAACCCAAUGACGAAUUGGGCAUUCUUGGUACUCGAGGUAGAACAUGCAACAGAACAUCAGCGGGUCUCGACGGUUGCCGCCUACUUUGUUGUGGUCGUGGAUACCAGACUCGAGUUCGAGAUCACGAGGAGAAAUGCCGUUGCCGGUUCGUUUGGUGCUGUCGAGUACAUUGCGAGAUUUGUCGAUAUAAGCGAGACCAUCAUGUGUGCAAUUAGGAAUAAAGAAACGAUGUAUAACAAUAUUAUCUAUGUAUAAGCUGCCGUGUAAUUGUAUAAUGUAACAAUUGUGUGGGAAAACUUGAGUCUCAAAAUAAUAAAACUACGUCUCUUGACCAUAAAGCAACACGGGCCGAUGACGUACCGGACUCUUGACUCAUAAACCAAAUAACAAUGUUAUCUAAAUAUAAAUUUUCAAUUACUUUGAUAUCUCUCAAUUUUAAACUAUCCUGAUAUCAUUUAUAAUUCUUGCUUUGCACAAAUAUGUCAGUUUCAAUAAUAAAACACUUGAGAACUUGAGGCUAAAUUUUUGUUUGUUUGUACAGACAUAUUUAUGUACAGUCAUUUGCUCGGAAUAUUGUUUUUAAUAUUAAGUGGUAAUUUGUAAAAGCCAUAUGGUUAUAAAGCAAAUAAAGGUUCAAAUCGCGGACAUACAAUUCAAUCACACAAAAUAUACCGAAGCUGCAAAAAAUUUGAAGAGUAGGUUUUAACAAUAUAUUGCUGUUGCGCUAAGCUAGACGAACGACCGAGCUAGACAACUGGAAUAGACAAUAACUGCUGUUCAGACUGAUUAUAACUAUGAAAAAUAAAGGAAUUCAUCAUCUCGUAUUUCCAUGUUACCUCCUCCAAAACUGAACCGAUUCAAUUUAUAUCUAUGCAUAUGGCUGUCUUUCAUGUUAUUCUUUUAUUAUGUUCGUUAAAUUUGUUUGCUGGAUGUCUAAUACUGGCGGUAUAACUGGUCAGUCUUAUUAAGUUUAGAAGGUUCAUCGUUUUUAAAAUAAUUAAUUUAUGGAGAAAAACAAAACCAAGAAACAUGACAGAGGUAGAUAUAGAUUGUGUAGUAAGGAAAUAUUAUUUGCUCUAGUGUCAUUAUUCAGGAAGAAAACAGAGGCAUAAGUUCAGAUUUAACUUUACCUGGAAAUCCUAUUAAUUAAUAACAUGAUUUAUCAACGAUAACAUAAAACUUAACACAGCGGCAUAAGAUUCAAAAUAUUUCUAUUUCUAUUCUAUUCUAUAUCUAUACUAUUUGUUCUACUAUGACUUUUGCAAACGGCCGUACCUUUGUGGCUUUAAUUGUUAGUACAGUAAUUUUUCCUGUUAUAUAUAUUUUUUUGUAUAAAAUGCUAAAUUGACCUAGAUAAUAACAGCCAAUAUGUAGAAAUAUUCGAGGUAAUAAUAAUUUUAUGAAUAUAGACAAUAGGAUUGCGAAGUAAACAAUAAUACUUAUAUCAACGAAUCGAUGCAAAUAAUUUUUUUAAAAUUUGUGAUGAAAAUGUGCUUUCUUUUAUAUAAUACAUAUUAUUGCUUUGGAAAAGUUAAUAAUUAUGAAUAUGUGACAUAUAAUGGAUAAUGAUUGCCUCAAUAAUAAAACAAUAAUCUAAUAUUUGGCUUAGCAUUCAUCGACACUUAACGCAGCGAAUGGACUGAUUAUUUUUAAAUUAUAGGAAUUGAUUACUUUAUGUUUCUUCUGAUCAUCAGCUUUAAAAAUUAUUUACAGUAUUAUAAUAACUUAUUUUACGUUUUACCGUGUACAGAGCUGUAAAUAGUAAGUAUGUAGUUCUGUUAAUAUUAGAUUUAAGUAAGAUUAAUUUUAAUAAAACAUUUCUAGAUUUCCAUUAUACGAGAUCGGCUAUGACAGCUAAGAUAUGGUUGUUUAAGCAGCUGUAAAUAGAUUUGAAUUUUGGUUUGUACUUAAUAGUAUUUAUUUUUUGUUCUACCUCAGAAGCAAUAAUGUUUCUCUUUUUAGUAUGAUCGUUUAAAAACACUUUUUUAUUUCUAUAUUUUCUUUUAUUCGUAUCUUAUUAAAAUAUUGUGUAAAUAUGUUUAUCAUAGUAACUUAUUGUAUUAGAUUGUGAUAGAUUUCUACCUUAUAGCAAUAUUGUAUCUAUUGCGGAUGUAGUUCGUGAAUAAAAUUUCCCAAAUCCUUAGUGCUUAAUGUCCGUAUCUUUAUUUGUAAAUACUUUUUAUGAUUCUUAUAAGUAAGUAUGAUUCUUAAAGUUAAUGUCUAGGCCUAUAUUAUCUUGCCAAAAUGUCUCAUUCAUGAAAAUUCCAAAAACAUAAUAAUAAUUGGAAAUCAAUUGAUUGUAACAGAAUGUAAGAAAUUUUACAUAAUGUAAUUUCGACUACAAGCAUCUUUAAAUAAUUAUCAAUUCGGAUUUCUUACUCUCUUAUAUCAAUGCAAAUAUAUUUGUAUCGUUAUUAGGGUUAAGGAAAAGACUUUUAGGUUUAUCGUCUUAAAUAUGAAAUAGUUACUAUUCGAUGUACAUUGAAUAAAAUAAAUGUGUUAGAAAGC